Aspergillus tubingensis is the source of this 1194-nucleotide messenger RNA. Its product is annotated as ankyrin. The record is from RefSeq and is a predicted model, not a curated record. NCBI's taxonomy places the organism in Eukaryota, Fungi, Ascomycota, Eurotiomycetes, Eurotiales, Aspergillaceae. The coding region runs from base 1 to 1194 and encodes 397 amino acids. The transcript has a single exon. Gene Ontology annotation, molecular function: protein binding. Gene Ontology annotation, cellular component: ciliary inversin compartment. Gene Ontology annotation, biological process: protein localization to ciliary inversin compartment.
AUGGAAAUUGUAUACCUCGGCAGUCGAUUGCGUAGUGACAACUUCAGAGACUAUCCAAUUGAGCUCCUGUUCCACCUCGAACAAUGCCUCCGGUUACCGGUGAGAGAAGCCCUCAAUUUGCAGGAUGUGCCCGACUUUUUCGAGAUCAUGAAAGAUAAUGCUAAGAAAAACCUUGGAGAUCCUUUUCCGUUUGACCGCACGCAGCCUAUUGGUAAUUAUGAGGACACCGCAUUGGCAUACCGCAAAAGCAUCUGUGACCUUGAAGUGCCGACGUGCCUCUUCGAGCCCACAUGUUCUGGUGGUGUGGUCGACAUGAUAAGGAAGGGUGACGUUCAAGGACUCGAAAAACGGCUUCAAGAGGGCCUGCUUCCCAAUGGACUCAGUAUAGCGGGGUUCUCAUUGCUCUCUCUAGCGGUGGUACAUAUGCAAGUUAAGUGCGUUGAGCUACUGCUGAGGUAUGCUGCAUCCCCCAGUCUGAAUGGUUACUGGUUCGCUGCAAGGCCACUUGACUAUAUCAUGCCCGCUCCUUUGAGUUACAGCUGUCGCGACCAUAAAGCCAUUAUUCAAAUGCUGGUCAACGCCGGAAGCUCCUUUAGCUAUACCAAUGUUCUCGACAGUAUAUUUCUGUAUGAUGACAUCGAUCUCCUGCAGAGGGUUCUGGAUGAGCCCCCUGGUCUCUUAGCUAAUUGGCCACGUAGUGGCUUUGAGUUCAUAUUACAUCGUCUGGCAAGGCAUGGUAAGGGUUGUGAUGAAAUCAUAGACUUGAUUGCCUCCAGAGCACCUGAGGCGGCUCGUCAGGUAACUGCUAUGGGCUGUACCCCUCUACACUAUGCAGUUAGAAACAAGAAUGAUGUUAACAUGGUUAAGAAGUUGCUUCGCUUGCCCAUUUACCUUUCGGCGCUGGAUUACAACCAAAUUUCAGCCCUCGCUUUGGCUGUCGGCGAGAACCACGUGGAAGCCGUCAAAGCUAUGAUCGGCCACCCAGAUAUUAACUUGCUGCAGCUUCAUGAAGUAUGGGAUUUCAAUAUGACCCCAUUGGGUCAAGCUAUGGGGCAGCGCAAUCACACGCUUAUGAUCAUGCUGCUUACUCAUCCACGUAUGUGUCUCACAAAAAGUGCCCGAGAUGCGGCGCUUGUUAAGGCAAGGGAGCUGGGGCUUGAUGAUGAUUUGAUGGAGCAAAUCGGUAGACUGUAA